Molecule: messenger RNA, 4086 nt
Organism: Aphidius gifuensis
Lineage: Eukaryota; Metazoa; Arthropoda; Insecta; Hymenoptera; Braconidae
Product: unconventional myosin-Ie-like
Exons: 12
Coding region: 557-4054 (1165 amino acids)
Biological process (GO): actin filament organization; vesicle transport along actin filament
Cellular component (GO): actin cytoskeleton; vesicle; myosin complex
Molecular function (GO): actin filament binding; ATP binding; microfilament motor activity
Source: RefSeq, a predicted model, not a curated record
CAGUUACAAUCGUUCCUCGGUUGAAUACAGUUCGUAGAAGAAAAAAUUAUUAAAAAAUAUAUAUUUUUUUUUUAAUUUGAUAAAUUUAUUUUCGAUACAAAGUUUAAAGUCCUACAGUAACUUUUGGCGGGGAUUUUUUAAUGACUUUAAAACCGAGUUGUUAUAUAUCUCUCGGGUAUUUUCGUAAUUGUUUUAUUAUUUUUUUUAUUUUAUUUCAAUGUGUAGCUGACUCACGCCCAUGCGAGACUGAGAAUUACUCACAACUCACAAGUCGAGUCACCUCGAGCAGUACUCGAUUAUAUCGCGACGUGAUAUCAUCUGUAUUUUAUAAAUAAUAUUUAAAAUUAUUUAUUUAUACUUGUGUUUUAUUUAAUUUUUUAAGUUUAAUUACAAAUUUAUUGUGAUAUCAAUUUUCAUACAAUGAAUUGGUUUAAUUGUGUUGAAAAUUUUUUUAUUAAAAAAUAAUUAAAUUGUUUUUUCUACUUGUGCGUUUAAAUAUAUACAGUGAUUUUUUUAUUUUUCAUUGUGACAGUAAGGAUUAUUUAUUGCUGCAAUCAUGGUGCAUCAUUGGCAAAGUCAUAAUGUCAAAGUAUCAGGUGUUGAUGACAUGGUACUCUUACCAAAAAUAACUGAAGAUGCAAUUACAGAAAAUCUACGUAAACGUUACAUGGAUGAUUACAUAUUUACAUGUAUUGGUCCUGUUCUUGUUUCAAUAAAUCCGUUCAAACAAAUGCCAUAUUUUGGUGAAAAAGAAAUUUCACUUUAUCAAGGAGCUGCACCAUAUGAAAAUCCACCUCAUAUUUAUGGUCUUGCUGAUGACAUGUAUAGAAACAUGCUGAUUGAUGUUGAAAGCCAAUGCGUCAUUAUCAGUGGUGAAUCUGGUGCUGGAAAAACAGUUGCUGCAAAAUAUAUUAUGGCAUAUGUGUCAAGAGUAAGUGGAGGUGGUGAAAGAGUACAGAAAAUCAAGGAUAUUAUCUUAGAAUCAAAUCCAUUACUCGAGGCCUUUGGCAAUGCUAAAACAAUUAGAAAUAACAACAGCAGUCGUUUUGGUAAAUAUGUUGAAAUGCAAUUUGGAAAUGGUGGUCAACCAACUGGUGGAAAAAUAACAAAUUUUUUACUAGAAAAAUCACGUGUUGUACGUCAUAAUAAUAAUGAAAGAAAUUUUCAUAUAUUUUAUCAACUAGUAUCUGGUGCAAAUGAACAAAUGAAAUCAAAAUUUGGAUUAAAACAUGAACUUCAAUCUUGUGAUUAUUUAAAAAAUUACGAUGGUAAUAUUAGCCGACAACAAAUUGAGCCAAGUGAUGCCAAAGAUUUUCAAGAAACACUUAAAGCAAUGAGUGUAAUGGGUAUAAAUGAAAAUCAAGUAUCAGAUAUUCUCAAGAUUGUUGCUGGUAUUCUUCACAUAGGAAACAUAGCAUUCCAAGAAAAUGGAAAUUACUCAAAAAUUUCGAAUACAAAAUCACUUGAAUUGCCAUCUUUACUUCUUGGAAUUUCAGCAGAGCGGUUAUCUCGUAAAUUAACAUCAAGAGAAUUCGAAUCGAAAUGGGGUAGUCAAUCAGAGAGUGUUGAUCUAACAUUAAAUGUUUCACAGGCAUUAUAUACAAGAGAUGCAUUAGCUAAAGAUAUUUAUACUCGUUUAUUUGAUUAUCUAGUUAAGAGAGUCAACAUAGCAAUGGAAUCAACUGGUGAAUCAUUUGAAAUAGCAAUAUUAGAUAUUUAUGGAUUCGAAAUAUUUGAAACAAAUGGAUUUGAACAAUUUUGUAUAAAUUUUGUUAAUGAAAAAUUACAACAAAUAUUUAUUGAAUUAACUCUAAAAGCUGAACAGGAAGAAUAUAUAUCUGAAAAUAUAAAAUGGACACCAAUAAAUUAUUUUAAUAAUUCAAUUGUCGUUGAAUUAUUAGAAGGCAAAAGACCACCAGGUUUAUUUUUAAUACUUGAUGAUGUUUGUGCAACAUUACAUGGUGGUAGUGAUGAUGCUGAUUUAAAUUUAAAAAAAAAAAUUGAAAAUAAUUCAAGUAAACAUGAACAUUAUCAAUGUACAAUUGAUGGUUUUUCAAUAUUACAUUAUGCUGGACAAGUAACAUAUUGUGUUGAUGGUUUUUGUGAUAAAAAUCGUGAUGUAUUAUUUCAAGAUUUAAUUGAUUUAAUGCAAAAUAGUAAUAAUAAAUUAAUAAAUAUAUUAUAUCCAAUUGAUAAUAAUGAUUUAAAUAAUAAAAAUAAAUAUAAAACAUUAAAAUCAACAAGACCAACAACAGCUGGUAAUAAAAUACGUAAUCAAGCUAGUAAAUUAGUAUCACAAUUAAUGAAAUGUACACCACAUUAUAUACGUUGUAUUAAACCAAAUGAAACUAAAAAAUCAAAAGAUUGGGAUCAAUUAAGAGUUAAACAUCAAAUUGAAUAUUUAGGUUUAAAAGAAAAUAUUAGAGUUAGACGUGCAGGGUUUGCAUAUCGUCGUUUAUUUGUAAAAUUUUUACAAAGAUAUGCAAUAUUAACAAAAGAAACAUGGCCAAUAUGGAAUGGUGAUGAAAAAAUUGGUAUUAAAUUAAUAAUGUCAAGUAUAUUUAUUGGUAGUUCACAAUAUCAACUUGGUACAACAAAAAUAUUUAUAAAAGCACCAGAAACUUUAUUUACAUUAGAAGAACAUCGUGAACGUAAAUUUAAUUAUUAUGCAUGUAUUAUACAAAGAACAUUUAAAAAAUAUUAUACAUGUAAACGUCAGUACAAUGAAAAAUUAAUAGCAAGUGAUAUAUUAUAUGGACAUAAACAAAGAAGAAAAUUAAGUAUUGAAAGAAAUUUUAUUGGUGAUUAUAUUGGUGUUAAUGGUAGACCUGGUUUAAUAAAUAUCAUUGGACGUAGAGAAAAAAUAUAUUAUUCUGAAAUUGUUAAAAAAUAUGAUAGACGUUUUAAAAUUUGUCGUAGAGAUUUAAUAUUAACUGAUAAUUAUAUUUAUCUUAUUGGACGUGCUGUUAUUAAAAAUAAUAAUACAAAUAAUAAAUUAAAUAAACCUGGUUUUAAAAAAACUGAAGAAAUUAUAAAACGUAAAAUAUCAUUUGAUCAAAUAAGUCAUAUUUCAUUAAGUACACUUCAAGAUGAUUUUAUUUGUAUUCAUAUUAAAGAUGAUUAUGAUAGUUUAUUACAAUUAAUAUUUAAAACUGAAUUUUUAUCAGUAUUAAAUAAAAAAUAUUAUGAAAAAAUUUUUUAUAAAUUAAAUAUUAAAUUUACAAAUAAUAUUGAAUUUAAAAUUAAAAAAAAUGGUUGGGGUGGUGGUGGUACACGUCAAGUUAAAUUUGUCGAAACAAAUAUUGGUGAUAAUGAAAUAUUAAAAAUUAAUAAUAAAAUAUUAACAGUUACAAUUGGUAGUGGUUUACCAUCAAUAACAAAACCAACAAGAUUAAUUAUAAAUCAUAAAAAAAAUCUUAAUAAUAAUAAUAGCCAUUUACCAAGAUAUGAAAAUACUCAAUAUAUAAAAUCACAGGUAUCAUCAGAUCCAACACCAACACCAAGAACAAUAAUUAAUCGUCCAGAUUUACCACCAAAUAGACCAACUAGUAUACGUCAAAAUUUACAUGCUAAUAAUUAUGUUAAAAUAAAUCAAAAUAUAAGAGAAAAUAUUGAUAAACAAAAUGAAAGACCAAAAUCAAAUGUUGUACGUGCACCACCACCACCAUCUGAUCCAGCACCACCAAAUCAACCAGUUGUAAAUUCAGCAUAUACCAAUAAUAAAAAAUUUAAUAAUAAUAGUAAUAUUAGUAAUCAAUCAAGUGGAUAUAAUCAGAAAAAUAAUAAACAAUUUAAUGAUACUAAUCAACUACUUGCUGCAACAAUUAAUUUAAAUCAAAAUAGACAAGUACCAUCAAUCAAUACAAAACCAUCAUUACCAAAACUUCAAAAAGUCAUAUCACUUUAUGAUUAUCAUGCUCAAGAUUUAGAUGAACUGGAACUUAAAGAGGGUGAUAUUUUUGAAGUUAUUAAAGAAUAUGAUGGUGGAUGGUGGCAAGGCAGACUAAGAGGAAAACUUGGACUAUUUCCGUCAAAUUAUGUUCAAAAAAUGUAAAAUGAUUUUAGCGAAUGUAAAGUUUUAAAAAU